CGCAUCAUUUUGUUGUUCUGCCAGUAGUGACCAUCCAUGGUCACGAACAGUCGUAUAGUUCCCUAGCUUUUUUUAAUUCAAAACCAAUAAUAAAUCACAAGAUACUCGUGUGAUGUAAGAUAUUAUUUGAAACGGAAAUAUUAAUCGUCGGAAAUACCGGCAAGAUGUUGAUUCAGGUUUUACCAACGAUUUUCCUUAUUCUUAUAAUUAACGGAGUUACAAGUCUGAGAGAGGGUGACUCCUGUUAUGAUGAUAACAGUAACUUCUGGGGCCGCUGCAAGCAUUCUUAUGAUUGUCCCUCGGCUGAUAGCAAUUUCGCUAAUAAAGGAGUCCGUCCAGUAUUCUGUGAGUAUUCCGUAAGAAGAGUGUUAGUAUGUUGUGCAGAAGAGAAACAGCAAAGUUCUGUUAUCCUGACAUCAGGGAGGAAGAGAAUCAGCGAAAAGAAAUGCGAUGAAUACAGCGAGGAAGUAACGCAGAAAGUUGAGGUUAUCUUUCUACUGCCAGAACCUGAAACUAUGUCGAUAUCGGAUGUUAACUGCAACUAUACUGGAGUUGAACUAAUUGUGGGCGGAGAAAACACACUGCAAGGGGAAUUCCCGCAUAUGGCGGCUGUAGGCUGGGAGUUCGGAGGCAGUACUUCAUUCAGUUGUGGAGGCAGCCUCAUCAGUAGGAAGUUUGUGAUGACAGCGGGACAUUGCAUCAAACGACCCAGGUUCGGGGAACCGACAAUCGUAAGACUUGGGGAACAGAAUUUAGAUCCUAAAGUCAAAGAUGGCGCUAAUCCUGUUGACGUUCGUAUAAAACAAAUACACAAACAUCCCGACUACAAACCACCUCAAAGAUAUAACGACAUCGCGCUGCUAGAAUUAGAAGAAGCUGUUAAAUUCAACAACAAUGUGCGGCCAGCCUGUCUCUGGCCUAAACCUGACUUUGGCUCAUACCAGAAAGGGAUAGCAACAGGUUGGGGAGUUAUUGAUCCAGACACACAACAGACAUCGAACGAGUUACAGAAAGUGUCCCUUUCUCUGUUAACUAAUAGAUAUUGCAAACCGCUGUUAAAACCGAAUCGUUACUGGGAUGGGUUUGUAGACUCGCAAAUGUGCGCCGGAGAAAUGAGAGGAGGGAAGGAUACUUGUCAGGGUGAUUCUGGUUCUCCCUUACAAGUGGUAUCCAGCGACAAUCAGUGCAUUUACUAUGUGGUUGGUGUGACGUCAUUUGGAGGUAAAUGCGCUAAAAGUGGACAACCAGCUGUUUACACUCGUGUUUCAAGUUAUUUAGAUUGGAUAGAGAGUAUCGUGUGGCCUGGAGAGUGAUUUUUUUUGUUAAUAAAUAACUUGUUUUGAA
This is a messenger RNA of Papilio polytes (common Mormon), 1344 nucleotides long. RefSeq names its product trypsin-1-like. Bases 165 to 1313 code for a protein of 382 amino acids. Gene Ontology annotation, biological process: proteolysis. The transcript is spliced from 10 exons. The record is from RefSeq and is a predicted model, not a curated record. Lineage: Eukaryota; Metazoa; Arthropoda; Insecta; Lepidoptera; Papilionidae. Gene Ontology annotation, molecular function: serine-type endopeptidase activity.